Messenger RNA from Etheostoma spectabile (orangethroat darter), 2501 nucleotides. Its product is annotated as E3 ubiquitin-protein ligase TRIM21. Bases 480 to 2093 code for a protein of 537 amino acids. Lineage: Eukaryota; Metazoa; Chordata; Actinopteri; Perciformes; Percidae. The record is from RefSeq and is a predicted model, not a curated record. Gene Ontology annotation, molecular function: zinc ion binding; protein binding. The transcript has 3 exons.
CUGUUUAAAACAUGGGGGACCGAUGCGUGCUGGCGGCAGGAAACUUCACUCCGUGUGUCUGCGUCUCGUCCAUCAUGUAGCUACAACUUGAUGGGCGUGGCCUUCUCAGCGUGGGAAACACAAAGUGUGGCGUGUGAGCGUGCAAACUACUUUAAAUGCGUGUGUCUCAAAGCCAAUGCGUCAGGCUUGAGAACCCCGCGACGUCCAGCACGGAGCUGCGCCAAACGAAGUUGACAGAAGCGCAGAAGAGAAGAAGAGUUAUGAUUAUGAUCAUAUGAGACACCGUCUCGUCCACUGCAGCUCUAGCCCACAGAUUUUAUGAGAGGCGGAGCAACACUGGAGAAAAAGGACUGUUUUUUCCGCCAAAAUCCUGAAAUGAAAGUGAAAGAAACUCAGUGCUGCAGAGAGACGUCUGGUGUUCUCUAUUGGAGUAGGCCAACAGCUUUUGUUUACGAAAAACACAUCAGAAACCCACGGACAUGUCUGCUGUCUGCAAUUUCCUUUCUGAAGAGCACUUUCUGUGUUCCAUCUGUCUGGAUGUGUUCACUGAUCCAGUCACCAUACCGUGUGGACACAACUUCUGCAAGAACUGCAUCACAGAACACUGGAAGAUUAAUGUCCAAAGCCAGUGUCCCAUGUGUAAAGAUCUUUUUGACAGAAGGCCUUUGUUGCGGGUCAAUACAUUCAUAUCUGAGAUGGCUGAUCAUUUCAGGAUGUCCAACAUAAAGAAAGUCAGCAGCUGCUCAGUGCUCUGUGAUGUCUGCCCUGAACCCAAACUGAAGGCUCUGAAGUCCUGCCUGGUGUGUUUGGCCUCCUACUGUGAAACUCACCUGGAGCUUCAUCACCAAAUCACAGGCCUGAAAAGACAUAAGCUGAUCGACCCUGUGGAGGACCUGGAAAACAGAAUGUGUAAGAGGCAUGAUAGACCUCUGGAGCUGUUCUGCACGACAGAUCAGGUGUGUGUAUGUCAGUUCUGCACUGAAUCAGACCACAGGAGACAUUCCAUUGUUCAUCUGAUGGAAGAAUAUAAACACAAGAAGGUUAAACUGGGGAAGACGCAGGCUGAAAUUCAACAGAUGAUACAGGAGAGGCGACUGAAGGUUCAGCAGAUGAAAGAUUCACUGAAGCUCAGCAAGGAUGAUGCAGACAGAGAGACAGCAGCCAGUGUUCAGGUCUUCACUGCUCUGAUCCAUUCUGUUGAGAGAGGCCUGGCUCAUCUUAUGGAUGCAAUUGAAGAGAAGCAGAAAAAAGCAGAGAAACAGGCUGAAGGUUUCAUCAAAGAGCUUGAAUGGGAAAUCUCCGAGCUGAUGAAGAGAAGCACAGAGGUGGAGAAUCUCUCACGCACUGACGACCACCUCCGUUUUCUUCAAAGCCUCCCAUCCUUAAUCCCUGCUCCACCCACCAAAAACUGGACGGACGUCCGAUUUCAGUCUUCAUUCAUGGGCACUGUGGGAAGAGCUGUGGCUCAGCUGGAGGAGACACUCCGUAAAGAGAUGAAGGAGCUGUGUGCUGAUGUUGAGCUGAAGAGGGUUAAGCAGUAUGCAGUAGAUGUUACUCUUGAUCCUGACACUGCUAGUCCCUAUCUCAUCCUGUCGGAGGGUGGGAAACAAGUAAAGUGUAGUGAUACACAAAAUGAUGUCCCAGACAACCCUUUGAGAUUCUCCAUCUGUAACGGUGUUUUAGGAAAGCAGAGUUUCUCUUCAGGUAGAUUUUACUACGAAGUUGAGGUUGGAGGCAAAACUGAAUGGGACCUAGGGGUGGCCAUUGAAUCGGUCAUCAGAAAGGGAAAGGUACGAUUGUCCCCUAAGAAUGGCUUUUGGAGUAUAUGGUUGAGAAAUGUAGAUGAGUAUAAAGCUCUUGCAGGCCCUGGUGUCCUUCUCUUACUGAAGAGGAAGCCUCAGAAGGUGGGGGUGUUUGUGGAUUAUGAGGAAGGUCUGGUCUCAUUUUAUGACGUAGAUGCUGCAGCUCUGAUCUACUCCUUUACUGGCUGCUCCUUCACUGAGAAAAUCUACCCAUACUUCAGUCCUUGUAGUAGUGGCGGUGGCACAAACGCUGCCCCCAUGAUCCUGCUCCCUCCAUUUCAAACAAAUUAGACAUAUCAAUUUAUUUCGUCUGCUAAUCUCCUCAAUUACUUAAUUCCGCUUAAUUAAGUUAAAGCAUCCCAAACAUGAAAAAUACUCUAAUUGUAUUAGCUGUCAAAAGCAUAAAGAAACAGCAGGGGAGAAGUGGGUGAACAAACUUAAAGUUUAAAAUAAAAUUUGACAAGUCUGUGUGAAGAUUCCCAUGCUUUAUUGUCAGUUUAAAAAAAAUGUAAGAUCAUUUUUGGGCCUUAUUUUUAUAGGACAGCUGAACACAUGAAAGUGGAGAGAGAGGGGGUUGACAUGCAACAAAGGGCCGCUGGUCAUAGUCGGAACCAGGGACACUCAAUAUGCCUCCAUACAUGGUGAGGUACUGAGGUAAUCAAUCAAGAGAGAAUCAGCAUCAUUUUCUCAUAGGCUUCU